CUUCUCCAAAUAUCACCUCGAGACCCCUCCCCUCUUGAACAAACCACCACCAACAACCCCCCCAAAUCCAGCACACAGGGAGCCUGACCAACACCACUCCAAAAUGGCCACCCCACUCACCGCGACCCCGUCCCGCACGGCAACCCUCCUCAGCAACCUCACCACCGUCUCCCUCCGCAUCACGACCGCCGCCACCUCCACCUCCACCACCACCUCCAGCCAGCCCAAAGAACCGCGCCUCGUCGCCGUCUCCAAACUCAAACCGGCCUCCGACAUCCUCGCCCUGCACACGGCCCCGCCCACCGGCGCCGGCCACCUGCACUUCGGCGAGAACUACCAGCAAGAGCUUCUCGAGAAGUCGCGGCUCCUGCCGGGGACCAUCCGAUGGCACUUCAUCGGCGGCCUGCAGUCGAACAAAUGCGUGACGCUGGCGCGGGAGGUCCGCGGCCUGUGGGCCGUCGAGAGCGUGGACAGCAAGAAGAAGGCCUCGCUGCUGAACAAGGGGUGGGGCGAGCGCGCCCCCGCGCUGCGGCGGGAGGACCACGCGGCCCGGCUGCGCGUCUUCGUGCAGGUCAACACCUCCGGCGAGGCGGAGAAGUCCGGCGUCGAGCCGGGCGGCGACGCGGUCGAGCUGUGUCGCUUCAUCCGCGAGGAGUGUCCGGGCCUCCGGCUGGCGGGCGUGAUGACUAUCGGGGCGAUUGCGAGGAGUCGCGCGGUGAAGGAGGGGGAGGAGAAUGUGGAUUUUCUGGCGUUGAGGGCGGUCAGGGAUGAGGUUGUGCAGGGGUUGGGAUUGGCGGGGGAGGAGGAGCGGUUGGAGUUGAGUAUGGGCAUGAGUGAGGAUUUUGAGGGCGCGAUUCGGUUGGGGAGUGAUGAGGUGAGGGUUGGGACGGGAAUCUUUGGCGAGAGGCCGCCGAGGGAGGAGGCGAGGGUUGUUUAGG
Messenger RNA from Aspergillus fijiensis CBS 313.89, 938 nucleotides. Its product is annotated as YggS family pyridoxal phosphate enzyme. Gene Ontology annotation, cellular component: intracellular anatomical structure. The coding region runs from base 104 to 937 and encodes 277 amino acids. The transcript has a single exon. Gene Ontology annotation, molecular function: pyridoxal phosphate binding. The record is from RefSeq and is a predicted model, not a curated record. NCBI's taxonomy places the organism in Eukaryota, Fungi, Ascomycota, Eurotiomycetes, Eurotiales, Aspergillaceae.